Molecule: messenger RNA, 1110 nt
Organism: Colletotrichum scovillei
Lineage: Eukaryota; Fungi; Ascomycota; Sordariomycetes; Glomerellales; Glomerellaceae
Exons: 3
Coding region: 316-1110 (264 amino acids)
Source: RefSeq, a predicted model, not a curated record
GUUACAGCUUCCACUCAGCUCCUCUGUGGCUUUCUGACCCGACCUACAUCAACGACGAGCCUAAGACGAGUGGGAUUGAGCCCAGGCAUUACCUAAUUAUCUUUUGAUACGGAGUACUUUGAUACCACAUCACUCAGUGUACUGUCCUCGCGAUCUGAUCCACUCCCUUGCUGCUUUUAAGAGCGCGUCAAGCUUUGUUCUGGGGAGCUUCAGUUGAAUCCUACUCACACCCUCGUUGUAAUUCUUCAAACCUCUUCUUGCUCCGAGAACCCAGUUUCUCGCGAUCACAGACGUGGUUAAGGAACGUCGCGCAUUAUGGCGACCUGGACUCCCAAAGUUAUGUCACCGGACAAGCUAUCUGCUAAGGAGUUCAAACAUUUGCUCUCGGAAUACGAACCUCUCAUCGAGUUCAUUUCAUCCACCAAAGGCGCCAAGCCUGGCCAAAAGACCCUGAAAGAAUUGGACCACUUCCGAUUUGUUGAGGCCCCGACACAGUUUUCUGAGUAUGAGCCGAAGCGUGUGAUGGACCAUGACGACGUCAAACUCCUAGUGGAAUGGAAGCUCCGUCAUGGGACAUUCCGUCCAACGCUCAUGAAAUUGGUGUCAUCCAACGAGUCUUCGACUGUUGCGAAGACUAUCGAGGACGCCAUUGCGAGCUAUCAAAGUACAUCGGACCUUUCAGCGGCUUUGGGUAUCCUGACCAAGUUGAAGGGCAUCGGUCCCGCGACAGCUUCGCUUCUUCUCGCGGUACACUUUUCUGAGAAAGUCAUGUUCUUCUCCGACGAGGGAUACUACUGGAUGUGCAACAAUAACCAAAAAACAUCACUCAAGUACAACAUGAAGGAGUACGAGUCUCUCAACAUACAAGUAGAAAAGCUCACCAAAAGACUCAACGUGUCUGCCCUUGACGUGGAGAAAGUAGCCUACGUCAUUUUCCACCAGGAAGGAGUUGAUCCCAAGCUGGCGCUCAAACGCAGCCUCUCAAAGGCUACAAAGACGGCCGCUCCGCAGACAAAAGCGACAGCACCGGAAAAAAGAAAGAAGAGCCCCGAAGAUGUAGUCGAGGACAAGAUGCCAGUCAGAAGAUCGAAACGCGGGAAGGCUGUGUAA